Messenger RNA from Chiloscyllium plagiosum (whitespotted bambooshark), 3256 nucleotides. Lineage: Eukaryota; Metazoa; Chordata; Chondrichthyes; Orectolobiformes; Hemiscylliidae. The record is from RefSeq and is a predicted model, not a curated record.
GAAAAAAUGCUCUGGAGCCAAAAGUGAGGUGGCCAUGAUUGGAGGGAGAAACAUUGGAACCUUAGUUGGAAUUUUCACAAUGACAGAUUUCCAGCAUCAGGCAUGGGAAACAAUCAGAGGGCUAUCAUCCUUGAGUUCCUUUUCUCAUAACAAAUAUAACUUAUCCAAUGGCACUUCAAUUCUGAACCUCUCUAAAGCUGAACAUCACUCAUGUUUAUACUGGCAUCCAGAAGCUGAGAAAAGCAUUUGUUGUGGAAACAUCAUAUAUCAAAAGCAACGUGGGUUGGAGGAGGCUUCAUCAAUGGAAUUGCUGAAAUAGUUUAUCUGCCGCAUCGUGGUCUAAGCUGGGCACAGGCACCCAUAACUUAUUGUUUGAAUCUUAUUUUAGGUGGCCUUUUCUUUGCAAAACCAAUGAGGACCAAUCAAUACGUCACCAUGAUGGACCCACUGCAGAUUAAAUUUGGUAAAGUUAUGAGUAGCCUCCUUUUGAUCCCAGCUAUAUUAGGAGAUAUUUUCUGGUCAGCUGCUAUUCUUGCAGCAUUAGGUGCUACAAUGACUGUAAUUUUGGAUAUUGAAACCUAUUUGACAAUCCUCAUAUCAGCUUGUGUAGUUAUAAUAUACACAUUAUUGGGUGGUCUCUACUCUGUGGCAUAUACAGAUGUAAUGCAAAUGAUUUUUAUCAUCAUCAGUCUAUGGCUUUGUGUGCCGUUCACCAUUAAAAAUCCAGCAGUUGUAGACAUCAAAUAUACAAUGGUAAAUGAACAUUACCAGAGCCCGUGGAUUGGUAAAAUAGAAGUGAAGCAGAUUGGCCGAUGGAUCGAUGAUUUACUUUAUAUGAGUCUAGGAGGCAUUCCUUGGCAAGUGUAUUUUCAGAGAGUUCUUGCUGCUUCAUCAGUUUCUCAAGCACAAAAAACUUCUUAUGUUGCUGGUGUUCUCUGCUUCAUUUUAUCUUUACCUUCCAUCAUUAUUGGUGCCGUUGCAGUUUCUACAGAUUGGAAUCAGACAAGCUAUGGUUUGCCAACUCCAAAUGAAAGACAGGAAGCUAGCAUGAUAUUACCAAUUGUCCUUCAAUAUCUGUGCCCUUUUUACAUUUCCAUAUUGGGAAUUGGUGCCAUUGCAGCAGCAGUUAUGUCAUCAGCAGAUUCAUCACUUUUAUCAGCAAGUUCAAUGUUUGCACGUAAUAUUUACAAGACUAUUAUUAGGAAAAAGGCUGCUGAGAAGGAGGUGAUAUGGGUUAUGCGAACCGCAGUGGUUCUAUUUGGAGCUGCAGCUACAACAUUGGCUCUUCUAACAAACUCGAUUUAUGGUCUAUGGUUCCUGAGUUCAGAAUUAGUGUAUGCCAUAUUGUUUCCACAAUUUGUCUGCGUCCUCUUCAUUCCAAACACAAAUACAUAUGGAUCAGCUGCAGGAUAUUUUGUUGGGUUAACCUUGAGACUAUUAGCUGGCGAGCCAUUCCUUCAAAUUCCACCUCUAAUUCAAUAUCCAGGCAUUUCCUUUGAGAAUGGCACCUAUCAGCAACUCUUUCCAUUUAAAACUCUCACAAUGUUGCUGUCCUUAACUUCAACUAUCAUGUUCUCACAUCUGGCCUCAUUUGUAUUUAGGAGAAAGCUUCUACCUAUAAAAUAUGAUAUUUUUAAAAUUAUUGAUAAAAUUCAGGAAUUGCCUACAACAUCAGAAGAGCAGAUUACUUUGAGAUUGCAACAAUCAUGAACUGGAGUAUGACAAGAACCACAUGUGACAAUUGCUAUUUUAAUGUUCAUAAGUUCUUUAAAUCAUCAUUUUCAGUAAAACUGUUGAGAAUUUAUAAUGUGCCUCUCUUAGUCACUUGAGUGGCUUCCAAUCCCCAUUGUGUGGAAACAGGAUUUCAGAUGCUCUUCCAUUGAAGUUAUGAUGAAAAGAUAGAAGCUGAAGAAAUUGACAUUUUUUUCAGAUAUUUACAAUAACUACAACCACUUUAUAUUGAAAUAUGAUUUUAAAAAUUGUUAUUAUAGAGAGACAGAGGUUUUUGUCUCUAGCCAUGUACAAAUACUGGAUCAUUGACCUUCUGAUCAGAAUAUAAGGUGGAGAUCUAUAUUACUUUGGGAAUUAGAGGGUAUUAACUUCUGCUUGUCCUGCAUACUAUUUCAAAAUAUUCAUGUUAAACCGAGCAUAGAUUUUCUAACCCAUAAUAAUUCAAGUCACAUAAGCAUCAGUUGUAAACAUAUGGAACUAAUUCUGACUUCAUUAAGAAACAAUUGGAACAGAUUUAGACUGUAUUCAUGGAUACAAAAGUCAAAAUGACCCCAAACGUAUUAAGGAAAUGUGUAAAAAGAUUCACUGGACAGUAUUGAUUAUACUCCUUAUUUAUUUUAAAUUGUCACUUCAGAAUUUUUCCUCUCUGUCAAAUCAAUGGGUUUCUCAGCAGAAAUCUCCUUAAUUGAAUUGUUUACAAGGAAGAAUGUCAGAUAAAGCAGACAGCACCAUGUGUGUUCCAUAUUCUCCCAACAACACACUCACAUGCAUAUAUAAAUAGAGGAUAUUUUCAUCUCAACGGGCCCAUGACACUAGACCUGAAUAAGACAUAAAUAAUAUUGUUGCAAAGUCGAAAGCAUGUAAGGUCACUUUAGGCUAGAAAGUGCUUUUCUGAAUUUAAUGUAUAGCCACAGCUGCCAGCUAAAGGUUGGGCUGUUACAAAUGUAACAAUUGGCUGUUAAAUGGAUACCUGAGUUUUGGUUGUUGUUUUGACAACAGUUCAAACUUAACCAAUUAGUUUAAAUUAAUUCCAGGAUACUAGAAGCCAAUGGAAUCAGAAUUUUAUUGUUUUGAUGCCUGAAAACCAAUCUAAUGAUAAGAAUUUAAUGUGUCAUGGGCGGUAUACAAACCCAGUAUUUUGAAAAUUAGAGGGAGUGCAACUGCCGGUGAACAGCGAGCAACAGCUGUAGACCUAACUGCCCAUCUAACAUUUGCUCUCAAAGAAAUUAGAAGACACUCUAUCAAAGGUACCUUUGCAUGUAAAACAUACUCACAAUAAAAAAGAAAGAAGACGACACAGAGAUAUCAGCAACCAGACGAUUGAAGAGAGUGGAGAAGACUGAGACAGUGUGGUCUUGAAAUUAAGUGAAUUUAAUAAGUGUGUUAUUGGAACAGCUUUAUUUUAAUAGAGUUGGGGUCAGAUGGUGACUAGUUAAUAAAAAGGGAGUUUGGAUUUGUGAAUAGUUGUUGUUUAGUGUUCACUAUUAGAGUUAAGAAAAUAAAUUGUUAUCUUUCUUUAAAGAGU